Odocoileus virginianus texanus is the source of this 9786-nucleotide messenger RNA. It is a transcript of the gene NHLRC2, whose product is annotated as NHL repeat containing 2. The record is from RefSeq and is a predicted model, not a curated record. Gene Ontology annotation, molecular function: protein binding. Lineage: Eukaryota; Metazoa; Chordata; Mammalia; Artiodactyla; Cervidae.
AGUUUAAUUACGUGCCUGGGAAUUGCGCCGAUUUACACUUUAGCCUUUGAACAAAGUGCCGUUAGCGUGGAGUGGGGCUGGUGAAAAGGGAGGCGAAUGUGCGGUUUGGAAACCAAAGAACAAUAAGCGCUUUCUCUCUCUCCACACGAAACCGUCCCGCGGGCUGGGCGGCCGCCCCUGGACCAUCCGGAGAGAACAUGGCGGCGUCCGGAGCCCGGAGCUGCAACCUCUCGGGCCUGCUCCCGGCUCAGACCUCACUGGAGUACGCCCUGCUCGACGCCGUGACCCAGGAGGAGAAGGACGGCCUGGUCUACCAGUAUCUGCAGAAGGUGGACGGCUGGGAGCAGGACUUGUCGGUGCCCGAGUUUCCGGAAGGAUUAGAAUGGCUGAAUACGGAAGAACCUAUUUCGGUCUACAAGGAUCUAUGUGGAAAAGUGGUCGUCCUUGAUUUCUUCACCUACUGCUGCAUAAAUUGUAUUCACCUGUUGCCUGAUCUUCAUGCAUUAGAACACACAUACUCUGAUAAAGAUGGUCUUUUGAUUGUUGGUGUUCACUCGGCUAAGUUUCCAAAUGAAAAAGUCCUGGAUAAUAUUAGGAGUGCUGUUCUUCGAUACAACAUCACCCACCCUGUGGUUAAUGAUGCAGAUGCCAGCCUUUGGCAAGAACUAGAAGUUUCCUGCUGGCCAACUCUGAUCAUACUUGGACCCCGUGGAAAUAUGUUGUUUUCUUUGAUUGGAGAAGGACAUAAAGAGAAAUUAUUUUUAUAUACUUCAAUAGCUUUAAAGUAUUACAAAGACAGGGGACAGAUCAGAGCUAAUAAAAUUGGAAUAAAACUCUAUAAAGAUUCCUUGCCACCGUCACCAUUGCUGUUUCCUGGCAAAAUAACAGUGGACCAUGUUUCUAAUAGACUGGUAAUAGCAGACACUGGACAUCAUAGAAUUUUGGUCGUCUGGAAGAAUGGACAAAUUCAGUACAGCAUUGGAGGACCCAACCCUGGAAGAAAAGAUGGAAUCUUUUCAGAGUCAAGUUUUAACUCACCACAAGGUGUAGCCAUAAUGAAUAAUACCAUAUAUGUGGCAGAUACAGAAAAUCACCUUAUAAGAAAGAUUGACCUAGAAGCUGAGAUGGUGAGCACUGUGGCUGGAAUUGGAAUUCAAGGUACAGAUAAAGAAGGUGGAGCUAAAGGAGAUGAACAGCCCAUUAGUUCCCCUUGGGAUGUAGUUUUUGGAAGGUCAGGUUCAGAAGUCCAAAGAGAUAACAUUCUGUGGAUAGCCAUGGCAGGGACUCAUCAGAUAUGGGCACUCUUGUUGGACUGUGGCAGAUUACCAAAGAAAAACGAGUUAAAAGAAGGAACCUGUCUUCGGUUUGCUGGAAGUGGAAAUGAAGAGAAUCGAAACAAUGCAUACCCUCACAAGGCAGGCUUUGCCCAGCCUUCGGGCCUGUCUCUGGCCUCAGAGGAUCCCUGGCGCUGCCUGUUCGUGGCAGAUAGUGAGAGCAGCACAGUGAGAACUGUCUCGCUGAAAGAUGGGGCAGUGAAGCACCUCGUGGGAGGAGAGAGAGAUCCCAUGAAUUUAUUUGCUUUUGGUGAUGUUGAUGGAGUAGGAAUCAGUGCAAGGCUUCAGCACCCACUUGGAGUAACUUGGGACAAGAAAAGGAAUUUACUGUACGUGGCAGACUCUUACAAUCACAAGAUUAAAGUUGUGGAUCCAAAAACAAAAAACUGUACAACAUUAGCAGGAACUGGUAAUGCAAGUAAUAUUAUCAGUUCCAGUUUUACUGACUCAACUUUUAAUGAACCAGGAGGCUUGUGUAUUGGAGAGAAUGGUGAAUUAUUAUAUGUGGCAGACACCAAUAACCAUCAAAUUAAAGUGUUGGAUUUAGAAACCAAAACAGUUUCCGUGUUCCCAGUCUUCACAUCUGAAAAUGCUGUGGUGGAUGGUCCAUGUCUAGCAGAAAAACCAAAGACCUUACCCAAACUUCCUAAAUCUGCUCCGGGCGUUAGACUUUCCCCCGUGGCUGCGUGUCCCGGACAGACUCUUCAGUUCAAGCUGAGACUAGACCUCCCAUCAGGAACAAAGCUGACGGAGGGAGCGUCCAGUUGCUGGUUUCUGUCAGCUGAAGGCAAUGAAUGGCUUCUUCAAGGACAGAUACCAUCUGGAGAGAUAGAGAGCAUUUCCAAUCAACCAACAAUCUCACUGCAGAUUCCUGGAGAUUGUUUAUCACUUGAGGCCAUUCUGUCUAUCAGCGUGUUUCUCUAUUACUGUAGUGCAGACAGUAGUGCCUGUAUGAUGAAGGGAAUUUUGUUCAGUCAGCCUUUACAAAUAACUGAUACACAGCAAGACUGCAUACCUCCAGUAGAACUCAAGUAUAUAUUUUAGCAAGCUGACUAGCAACCCAGUGCCGCCUCUUCUCAAUAUCCCCACCAUCACUGUAAUUUAUGAAAAGAAACUUUAUUUCUGCUUCUGUGUACCCAGAAACCCAUUGUUCAGUUCUAGCAACUUAUAUUAAAGUAUGCUGCUUAUUUAAUUAUUUAUUAUAGACAAAUUCCUUCAUUCUGGCUGUGUAGCAGCAAAGUCACUGACCAUGAUUCCAACCAUGAUUCUGUAAUCUGGGCUGUUACUUGGCACAAGACUUAAGUCCAUGUUACAGGAAAGAUAAUUUUCAGUGAAUACUGAUAACAAUAAUGAUACCAAAUAUUUUAACUAACUUUUUUACCUUUUAUGAAGCAGCACAUCUGAAUGUGUAAAUUUCACAGUAACUUUAAACAGCGCUUAAGAUCCAGUCUACGUGUUGGUAUAAGGACACCUGCCAUUCAAGGUGUAAGGUCUGUUUUAGGUCAAGAAAAAAAAUGUCUUUUCAUCACAGUAGUAGCUUAAAGAGCAUCUAGGUGGUAAAAAUGUUCCUUGUUCUCUUCUGUGAUUUUCUCAUUUGAGAUAUAUUUAUGGUUAUAAAUUAUUUGCUAUUUUAGCAUACCAUUAUUAAUGGUAUGUUAAAUAUUCUGUAUAUUUCUAUAUACAGAAAAUAUAUUUCUAUAUUUCUGGAAGUUAGAGUCUCUAAGGACAUAUACAGACUCCUUUUAACGUUUUUCUGAAUGAACAGUUUUAGUAAUGAAUAAACAGUCAGCAAUGAAUGACUCCUUAGAAAUACUAUGACUUUCAAGGAGAAAGGGACUUCAGAACACAUUACUGCAUGUGACACCACUUAAUGGUAAAGAAUUAAUUGUUACCGCUAAGUCCAAUGCAAAUGGGUAUGUGUGUUGUAUUAGAAAUUUACAUUUCAGUUGAAGCAUUAAAUGCAGAUUUGCCAGGUUUGAGGGUUUUUUGGUUCCCAUAUUGAGAAUUUAAAUGAUCGUUGUUGUGAUGUUUUUAAAAAUAGCUGUUAAGCCUUCAAGGUGAAAAUUUCAAUAUGAAGCACUUUUAUGCUUUCAUUAUGUAUAGUAUCUUAAUAUAUUACUUUAACAUAUUAAGGCUGAAACAUACAGUGACUUGCUGAUCCUGUUUUUGGUAUGUUUUUUUCUAACCUUAAAAGAAAUAGUCACCAGAAGAUUUUGGAAAAGUUUUUUUUUUCAGUGAUGCUUUCUCUUUAUAACUAUUUUAAAAGACUGCUUGUUUUUACUAAAAGUGAUUCCACAUGUUUGUGGUUUAAUCAGCUUACAAGAUUUUAAAAACAACAGGUGAAUCAUACUUAUUCAGUAAAUAUUUAUAGACAAUAUAACAUAAUACACCUUCUUGCUUCAAAACCAGUGCACAAUUUGAAUUGUAAUUUUUUAAGCAUAAUCAUCUGCCCAUAUAUUUAUAUUCUUUUGAAAUAUAGUUUUGAACAUACUAUUUCAGAUUACCUAAAUAUGAAGUAGGGGAAUGCAUAGAUCAUGACUAUUUAAUUUGUAGCCUCCUAAAGCUAUUUUUAAAGAGAAGAAUGUAAAGUUAAAAGAAAUCCUGUUUAAAAUUAUAUAUGUAUAUGCAUAUAUAUAUAUAUAUAUAUAAGUACCUCAUAAACCUUUUCUCUCCAUAAAAAAAAAUGUUCUGUAAUAAAAGAAUGUAUAAUAUUGACAUUCUCUUUUAUGGAGAAUAGGCUGUAGUCAUUUUUAAAAUCUCAUUUUAUUAUUAUACUUCUCAUUUCCAGCUGGACAGAAUGAAAAUAGUUUGACUUAAUUUUUUCCUAUUUAAGGACAUAAACAAUUUCACUCUCUGAAGAAAAUAUAUACACUUUUAACUCGCUAAUUCAGGAAUGCUUGAUAAUUAUUUUUGCAGUAUUAUGCAUGAACUUACACACAGUAUAUAUUUUCAUGUACAUUAAAAUCCAAAAAUAUUUCUAGAAUAUACUAAUGUUCAUUUUGUCUGUAUAGAGUUUUCUGUUAGUAUUAAGCUUAUACUCUUCUUGAUUUUUAACUACAGUUCUAUUGAACAUUCUUAUUCUUACCCAUCCAGUAAUCUACAUUGUUUUUCACAUUUAAAAUACUAUGUAUAGAUAUUACAUGAUUUUUUGUAAAUCAUGUUAAGCAAUAUAAAUAGGUUCUUAGAAUUUAUGACUAACAUAAUAAACCUCUUACAUAAGAGAGAGCACUAGAAAGUUCAUUUUUAAAAACUUUUGUGAUUCCUGACUCUGUUUUUAAAUUUAUGGCAUGAAGAAAAGCAAAAGUUAUGUUCAGUGAUAGUUUGAAAAACUAUUUUAGUGUUAGUCACCAUAAUCAAAAUGCCAGUAAUGUGGCAUUACAUACACUUAGACAUAGUACCUAGAAUCUUUGCCCUAAAUUAUUCUGCUUCUUUGUCACUGUUUUUUCCAACAUUCUUUAUAUCACUUCACAAAUGGUAAAAUUUUCUUUUCUGUAUUUAUACUCAGGAUUGAUAUCUCCAAAAAGAAUUUUGGUUAUCUUGGAAAUGCUCAAGCAAAUAUUUAACCUGUCCACAAGGGAAAACUUUACAGUUUAAUCACCCGUAGGUGUAACUUUGACAAAGUUCAAUGACUAAGCAACUUUCUCCUAAACUAUUGUAAUAAUAUAUUUACCUAUAGUAUUAUCAGGCCUGCAGAAAGCUAUAAAUCUUAACACAGCCCCCAAAAAGCUUAGUAUAUGUAGAUAAAUGUACGUGUCUAUAUACUUACACAGAUACAAAGAUCAACUAAAUUUCUCACAUAGCCAGUAUAGUCUGGAGAUAGUACCACUGAGAUAAGUUGCUCUCUGCUUGCUUUUUCAAAGUUGGAAAAUUUGGGAAGACAUUAACAUUACAUACCUCUGUAAUAUAGUAAUUUUCUACUUGCCUAACAUUUAGUAUUAGUUUAUAUCUGUCGAUUAGAAACAGUCUAACCAUUAUAUUUGACAUAGGAACAGUCAUCAAAAACUAAAUUUCUUAACUCAUGAAUUGCAUGAAAAUAUAUGCAAAGGGACUGUGUCAUGUGGUGGGCUGUGAGUGGUGGAAUUGUGAAUAUUUUCAGCUUUUUCUGUUUUUUUUUAAUUGUAGAGUUGUGAAUAUUUUCUACUUUUUCAUUUUUUUUAAUUGAGCAAUGGGUUAUUUAAAAAAAAACUGGGAAUAUGCUUUUAAAGACUUAAAAUGAACUGAACAGUAAGAACUAAUUACAUAAUAACUUUUUCUGAAGUCACUUUUAUCAAGAAAGAUCAGAACUCAGUUUAGAGCUCUUUGAUCUACCAGUUCUCUUCAGUUUGUGGUUUGGUGGAGACAAAAAUAAUUGUGGCUUUUGCUGCUAGUAUUUUUAUUGUGUGAUGUAGUAGUGUUUCUGAACACAGACUCUGCGGUCACUUGGGUUCUGCCCUGUAAAAUGGGGUCGCUGUAAGGGCUCAGUGAAAUAGUAUUUGUAGAGCAGUUAGUAGAUAAUGAAACUGCCAGUUAUCAGUCAUGAAUAAUAAUGAUAAUAAUUUAUGACCAUAAAACACAUGGCUUCACACUUUCUUUGCAACUGCAGUUUCUAAAGGAAACUAUUCCUCUACCAACUGUGUGGUAUGUUAAUACUCUCUGCAGUGCUGGGAUUCAAGAAGAGAAAUAGUUUUAUAAUAAAUAUAUUACUGUUUUAUAAACAAUGUUAUAAAGAAACAAACCUCCAGUUUUAAGAAGUUUUUUAAGACCUGUAAUGAUGACUGAUGAACUUCCUUUGAGAAAGUCCAGAUAUACCCUAAACCAUGUUCCUGGAAUAUCCACUGAUGGUGCUUUUCCAAGCCUUCCAAGUGCCUUCAUGCAUUUUGCCUCACAAGUCAGACAGGUAGAUCUUAUGUCCAUUUUACAGAUGAGGAAGCAACUUUAAAAUGUUGGCUUCAUGUCUCAAGUUCAGCACUCCCCGAAUAACUGCCUGAUGCUGGAGAGGUGCCCGGUGCAGGCAGUUGCUCAGCCAGUUUUGUUGAAUGAUUGAGAGUGACUAGUGGGUGAUGGAUCUUCUAUUUGAACACAGAUCUCCUAAUUUCUAGCUCUACUUCUAGACAUAGAGUGAAAACAAACUGGGAUUAAGAGUAUUUAUUUUUGUGAAUGCUUUCUUAAGCCUUUGCAGUAUUUGAAUAAAGUUAUAAGAAUAAUAGCUAAAUCUAUUCAGUGCUAACUAUGUGCCUGGCACUUUUCUAAGUGCUGUCUGUGUAUUAACUAAUUUAAUCCUCACAACCACCUUAUGAGAGAGGUUCUAGUUUUCCUUAUUUCUCUGAUGAGGAAACUGAGACACAAAGAAGUGGUAACCAAUUAGACCAGCGUAAUUGAGAUCAGACAUUUAGGACUGACCCAACCUGGGUGCAUCUACUCAACUACCAUGCUUUUAUGCCUGCCUUUAAAAGUGUUUGUUCGGUUUUUUUAAAGCAUAAAUCUUCCAUAGUUAUAUAUAGUAACUAAUCAACCCAAAGAACUUCAAAAGUCCUAGUAGGGAUUGUUUUUGAAGUUUAAAGUAAAUCCAUUUAAUUAUAUCAGCUUUUUGGACUUUUCGUUAUACAUAGUUACCCUUCAGGGUUUGGAACAGUCUGUAUAAUUGUUUCUCUCAGAAGAUUUUAUGUGCCAUUCUUUCUUAAAUUCAGAUAUUAUCAAGAGUUUUUCUUGGCAGAUGGAUGUAUUAAAGAACUAACUAGCCAUUCAGUAUUAGUUCCAACAAUGCUAUUUUAAUUGGUCUUCAGAAGGUAAUUAUAAGACCUUGUCACAAGUAUAACUUUAUUCUUAGUACAGGACUGUCUCAAACCUUUGAAAGCUUGUUCAUAUUUAAGAAAAUAACUGUUUUAAUGACCAAAGUGAGCUAUAGAAACAUAAUACUCUGCCCAUCUGUUAACACACAGAAUCAUCUGCCUACUUGAUUCAUAACUACUGCAGUAUAUAGACCUUACCCCACUCUGCCCCCCAGGACUCAAGAUAUACGCAGUUCCAUUCUAGUAAAGUUUUCACCAGAUCAACCUAUUAUUCCAGCUUUAGGUACUAUUAAAAGGUCUGAAGUAGAAUGCUGCCUACCACGGAUUAUGAUUCAUGAGCAUCCAGUUACAAGAAUGUAAAUGUUUUUCAUUUAUCAUCUGCUAAUUUAAGUGUUACUAGAAUUUGUUAAUAUUGUUAUAAAAUUCCAAAUCAGAAAUCUAUAAGGAAAUGUGCAUCAACUUUAAGACAUGGCAGUGUUAUACUUUACAAGUAGAAUUAACUGUUAAUCACCAAGAUUUCCUCCUUUUCUCUUCCAGUGGCACACAGUUUAUUUAAAUGAAUUCACAGUAACCAUAAAUCAUGAUUUUGUUCUGAAUAUUUAAAAGUGUGUCCCCAGCCCCCUCUUUUCCUUGCAGUAGGAUAAUAGAAAGCAUGCCUUUAAGAGCUAGAGGCUGGACUAGCCUCCUGUGUGUAUUCCAUGCCCUGCACACCUUGGCCCUUUCAUGUAUUAUUAGACUGAGGGUCAGCCUGGCUGGUUUGGGCCAGGGCUGCCAGUCUGACCGCAGCCUGGGAAAAGCAGAGCAGGAGGCGGCGCGGCCGGCUUCUCUGACUGCAUCCCCUGUGUUUCUCGGUGUGCGGGUUCGGUUUAGUUUUUGUCAGAAGUUGGAGUUGGAAAGUGAGAACCCUAGAUACCUGUGGACUGUCAGCCUGGCUGUAGUUAUUGCUUGUUUGGGAUGUCCCUUUUCCACACUGGCAUGUCACUCUCAAGUGGACCAAAGGACAUUUUAUUCUGUUGAAAGCCCCGUGAUCAAAAGGAAAGAAUUGUAAGUACUUCCAAAUCUACUUCCUGGCCUGUACCAACCAUAUCCUGAAAAGCCCUGAACAAGCUUGGUGAAGCACUAAGCAGCCACAUACUCGCAAGCAUUUUUGGAACAUGUCAGGGCAUGGUAUGAAUUCCUUCCUCUUAAAGGAGCAACUUUCAGAGCUGGUGUUUUUCAGUAGUACAGAAUUAAGCAAAAUUGUCAGAUUUUUUUAUGAGUUAAAGGGACAGUGGAAUUUAUUACCUUUUGCCUUUAAUAUACUGGGUUACAUAUUUAUGUUUGAAAUGAGGCCUCAUAAUAGAGGGGGGAAAAGCAAUCCUCAAAUUUGAAUAGAACCAGUUUAAAUAGUAUUUUUGAUUAUCUAGUGUGCUAUGCUCAUAAAAAAUAUGUGUUAAGGUAUAUAGGGUAAAACAGUUGAUAAAUUAUGAUAAUGAAAGGUAAAAAUAGACACAUUAAUUUCUGAAAAUGAAGACAGGCUCAGUCUUGGAACUAUCUUCUAUUUUUAGAUUUUUGUCAUCAUCAUUCUUAGUCCCACCAGAUAUGUGUUAACUCUGUGAGCAUGUGCAGAAUGGGCUACCUGUUGUGUUCAUUACAUGUUCAGAUGCUAACAAGUGUGUGUGUGGAGUUGGAAUGUACUUUCUCUGUGUGCCUCUGAUGUUCAUCACCCAAAUUUACCUGUAGAAAUACAUAGCACAUCCACUCCACACCUUAGGCUUCCCUCUCUUUGAAAACAGUAGUGUCUGUAGAAGUUGCAAUGAGGAACUAUAUAGUUCCACAAAUGACAGAUACAGUAGAUUGGUUUUGUUGUGGUAAAUUUUUUUUUCUAAAAUUCUUCAUAUGUCCAUUUCUAAAGAAGGAGAACAGUGUGCUACAUGACUUUAAAAUCAAUUUUACUCUACUUGAAGUUAUAUGUUUCUAAUUAUGUUAUACAUAGGUUAAUAUUUUUUAAAGGUUUGAAGUUUUCACUGUUAGCAUGCAUUGAGAGUCAGUUUAGAAAUGCUUUAAUUGCUGUCAUCACUUUACAUGUGGGUUAUGGAUUAAUCAAAGUUUGCUGUGAUACAUAUAUAUCACAUACAUACACAUAUACAUACAUAUAUACACACAAUCACUUUCAAAUUGUAACAUUUUCAUAAAUUUGUCAAGUUUUAAAAACUCAGACUCUUCCCCUCGUGUGUGUGUGUUAAGUUGUGGUUUUAUCUUUGAGAAUAGUGUUGGUCUGCUGUGCUGACUUCACCUCUGUCAUUCCAAGAGUUUGAUUAUAUCUAAUUUUUCUUCAAAGAUAAAGAAUGCGAUUGAAAUCCAAUUUACAGGAUCAUGUAUUAGACUUAGUUGAGUUCUAAAAGAAUUGACUUGGUCUGCAUUUGUGAGCAUUUCAUGUAGAUAGAGUAAUAUAUUUUUGUACAACACUGUAUUUCUACAUUUAUUUCAAGUCUGUUUUCAGUGACUUUUUCAAGUACAUGUGUUAAGAUGGUUUGGAAUGAGAGCACAGUAGCCUUCAUUUCCAACUCAAAAGAAGUGUAUAAUACAUGUGAUUAUAGAAAACCAGAAUGUUUAUACUGUACACUGAAACCUAAUGCCUCUUUUCUAAAGCUUUGUAUAUUUUUUUUUCAUGAAAUUGAUUAAAUAUUUUCCCUCUAACGCUA